GUCAUUUUUAUUAUGUAUAGUCUACUUUUAUUUAUUUCGUAAAUAUUAUCAAACCCUGAUCCCAGUUUUUACAGUGUAGUCCUACUGCAAAUAUAUGCUAUCUAUUGAUUGAUUAAUAGUGAAUUUGACAUCAUCCCACUCCUACCCUCUAAAUUACUGCAGCUGAGGUGACACAGGUAUACCGCACAGUAAAACGUAGCCAGCCAGAGCUACAAUAGUGCUGACUGUUGACACAGGCUCAAUCAGAAGAUUUUUAUGUGAUUCCAAAAUGGUGAAGAAAAUGACUGGGGAGAACAAGCAAGAGGCACUGUUGAAACAAGUCCGAGGUCCAAAGGCAGUGGGUGAUGUGCUUAAGAUCUUAACGUCACCCAUCCCAUUCUCCAUACAGACCGAUGCCUCGAAUAAAUUGAGCAGGAAGAUGUUCCCCUUGCUGUCCAGUACUUCAGUCCAGAGUCUGGGCUCACCAACAAAAUGCUGGACUUCAUAGAGAAUGCAGACAAGUCAGCUGCUGGAAUUGUAGCUAUCCUGGAACAUUCCCUUAAGAAAUUUGGCUUGUCAAUGCAUCACGUGACCGGAUUCAGUGCCGACAACACAAAUGUUAAUUACGAUAUUCUCAACUUCGUUUUCACUAACCUGCAGAAAACAAACCCAAAACAAUCUGCUGCAAGGAAACUGCCAUGCCCACAAAGCGCACAAUACAGUUUUCUCAUCUAAAAAUAGAUACAUUUCUAUGCAUUUUAGGAGUUUUGGGGAUGCCCCUUUUUUUUCGCCGUAAGGCUUUGGGCGCGAGGGGGGGCGUCCCUUAUUUCUAUUUCUGAAAGGUGGCAACCCUAGGCAGCCGCUCUCACCUGCAGCCGGUGCAGGGAGAGACAACAGACGAGGGACAGGGUAAUGAUGAGCUGGUGGAAGUUCCCCAGACAAGAGCAGGGCAAGUAAGUAGGAAUGAAGAGGGUUACUUGCUAGGUAUAUUGGCAAUUGUUAUCCACCAUGUAGCUACAUUUUAAAUGAAAUAAAUGGGAAUUAAAGGGUUAGUGCCAGCUAGUCCAUGUCCCCGUUUGCAAUCGUGUCAAGUUACAGUAUGCUAGUCCUCUCCUAAGAAAAAAUAUUUUAGCUGUAAAACAACUUAUGCACACGCAGCAGCAAUAUUAAUUCAGAAGAAAUAUAGUCUCCUGACUUUUUGUUUCUACAUAGAGAUCCUAAGAGUGUUCUGUUCAUUUCUCAGUGAGUAUUCAAGUUAAAAUGUACAAUUGCAGCCUCUUUUCAUUGUUAUUAAUCAUAAAUCAUACCAUUUUUUCUUUGUGCUUCAGGCAGUCUCCUGCCUUUUCUGGUUCUAUAUUAAGAUCUGGACUGGGCUGUUAAUUUCUCAGUCUUGGCUCUCAUUCUGCGGCUCCAGAAGAGGAAGCACUUGGAAUCCGAGCAGGUGAUGUGGCCGGUCCACCUGGACAACAUCUGAGCUGUGUCACGGGCAGCGCAGAGCAUUGGAGGCUCCUUUUCCUCCUCCUUCCUUGAGGCCACUGCCUGUCUUCUUCCGCCCUUCCAUCUGACGGAAUGCGCUGAUCGCUCGUCUCGCCCGAGCAAUGAUGAUUUCCGUGGUGUCCACUGUGGAAAGCCUCCCCAGAGGCACGGGGACCCCGGCGCCGAGCGUGUACCAGCGGAUCAGAAAGAUCUUGAGCAGGGACCUGUUGGUGACGUUGGCCUUAGGUCAGGUCCUGUCCUUGUUGAUGUGCGCCAUCGGCCUGACUAGCAAGUACCUGGCUGAUGACUUUCAUGCCAACACGCCCGUGUUCCAGAGCUUCCUCAACUACAUCCUGUUGUUUCUUGUCUACACCACCACUCUGGCAGUCAGGCAAGGUGAAGGAAACUUGUUGGCCAUUUUGAAGCAGCGCUGGUGGAAGUACAUGAUUUUAGGGUUAAUAGACAUCGAGGCCAACUACCUGAUACUAAAAGCUUACCAAUACACCACACUAUCCAGUGUACAGCUAUUAGACUGCUUUAUCAUCCCAGUGGUCUUGGUGUUGUCCUGUUUUUUUCUAUUGGUGAGGUACAAGGCUGCCCAUGUUGUGGGCACAAUACUGUGUCUCCUGGGUAUUGGCUGCAUGGUGGGCGCUGAUGUACUACUUGGCCGACAGCAAGGCAUCGAAGAACAAAAGCUGUUUGGUGAUCUAUUAGUCUUGGGAGGAGCAACCUUGUAUGGAAUGUCCUUCGUCUGUGAGGAGUACAUAGUGAAGAACCUGAGCCGCGUGGAGUUCCUAGGCAUGAUGGGACUCUUUGGGUCGUUUUUCAGUGGAAUCCAACUGGCCAUAAUGGAACACAAGGAGCUGCUGAAGCUUCCCUGGGACUGGCAGAUUGGUCUUCUCUAUGUGAGCUUCAGUGCCUUCAUGUUCACCCUCUACAGCUUCAUGCCGCUGGUCAUGAUGAGAACAAGUGCCACCUUUAUCAGCCUCUCUCUGCUCACAGCUGACCUGUACACUCUUUUCUGUGGCCUAUUCCUCUUUCAUUACAAGUUUUCCUGCCUCUAUUUGUUGUCAUUCUUCAUCAUCAUCUUGGGCCUGGUGGUUUAUUCCUCUACCUCCACCUACGUGGUUCAGGACCCCCGAGUCUACAAGCAGUUCAGGAACACUGCCAACCAUCGUGCCAGUGACCUGCUCCUGCCCAGUAAUGGAAUCUUAGAGCCUUCUGUAGCAUAUACCAGUUUUCGCCCUGAAUCAGGGGAGGAACCUACUUUAAGUGUAAUAUAAGAUUAUCUAUGUCAGGGGUCGGCAACCUUCAACACUCAAAGGGCCAUUUUGACCCAGUUUUCACGGAAAAGACAACACUGGGAGCAGCACACUCUUUUUGACAUCUGAAAUAAAGGUGUUAGGGGCGCCUAUAUCAUGAGUCAGGAACCUUUUUGUCCGAUUGAGACAAAAGAAUCCACAUUUUAAAGUGUGAUUCUACAACUAAAUUGCUGUACUGUAUCUACAGUACAUAUACAGUGGUAUGAAGAAGUAUCUUAACCUUUUGGAAUUUCUCACAUUUCUGCAUAAAAUCACCAUCAAAUGUAAUCUGAUCUUUGUCAAAAUCACACAGAUGUAAAAACAGUGUCUGCUUUAAAUAAAACCACCCAAACAUUUAUAGGUUUUCAUAUUUUAUUGAGGAUAGCAUGCAAACAAUGACAGAAGGGGGGAAAAUAAGUUAGUGAACCAUCUGCCAAAGGAGACUUAAAGAGCAAUUGAAAGCAAUUUUUACAAAACAAGUCAGGUGUGUACCCAAUCACUGAUGAGUGGUUUAAAGCUGCCUUGCCCACUAUAGAGCACACACCUGGCAAGAAUUGUCUUGAUGAGAAGCAUCAUCUGACGUGCAUCAUGGCUCGGUCAAAAGAGCUGUCCAAACACCUGCGAUCAAGGAUUGUUGAUUUGUAAACAGCUGGGAAAAUAUACAAAACCAUCGCUAAAAGUGGAUGUUCAUAAAUCGACAGUCAGAGAAGUUGUCUACAAAUGGAGAGAGUUUGGCACUGGCGCUUUUCUCCCAAUGAGAGGCCGUCCACCAAAGAUGACGCAACGAGUUCAGCGCAGAAUACUCAGAGAGGUAAAAAAGAACCCUAGAGUGUCUGCUAAAGACUUACAGAAAUCACUGGCACAGUCCAAUAUCACUGUUAACGAUAUGUAAAACUAUGGCCAAGAAUGGUGUUCAUGAGAGGACUCCACAGAGGAAGCCACUGCUGUCUAAAAAAAACCAUUGUUGCUCGUUUAAUGUUCGUAAAAAGGACACUCCACAAAGGUUUUGGCAAAAUAUUUUGUGGACUGAUGAAACCAAAGCUGAAUUGUUUGGGAGUAACACACAACAUCAUGUGUGGAGGAAAAUUGGAACAGCUCACUAACAUCAACACCUCAUCCCCACCGUGAAGCAUGGUGGAGGGAGCAUCAUGAUUUGGGGCUGUUUUGCUGCCUCAGGGCCUGAACAACUUGCAAUCUUUAAUGGAAGAUUGAAUUCAAAAGUUUAUCAGGAUUUUUUGCAGGAAAACCUGAGGCCGUCUGUCAAACAGUUGAAGCUAAAAAAAGAAGAUGGAUGCUUCAACAAGACAAUCCAAAGCACAGAAGUAAAUCGACUUCAGAAUGGUUUCAGAAGAACAAAAUAGACGUUCUGGAGUGGCCAAGUCAAAGUCCAGACUGGUGAUUUUAUGCACAAAUGUGAGAAAUUCCAAAAGGUUCAGAUUUUAUCAUACCACUGUACAUACAGUGGCGCUUACGAUAUCUGUUAAAGGACUGCUGGUAGUCUGGGAUUGGCUCUUGCAACACCACGACCCUCAUGAGGAUCAGCAGCAUGGAAGCUGAAUGAAUGAAUUAAGCUUCCCUUUAUUAAGCAGAACCAGUCAGGUUGACUUUUAAAUACACCUUUAUUAAUAGAGCACUCACACACGUCAUGAAUUCACCAACUAUGUAAAGUGACAGUCAGAGGUGGGUAGCAACAUGUUACAUUUACUCCGUUACUUUUUGAGAAAAAUUUACUUCUGUGAGUAGUACCAUGCCAUACUUUUUACUUUUACUUAAGUAGAUUUGGGAAGAAGAAGCGCUACUCUUACUCCGCUACACUCGUCGUUACAUUUUUCCUCUUUAUCCUACAUGCUUUUUUUUUCCCCGGCGAUGCCAACAGUAGCUCUACCAGUUUCACCAAUGAGACGUCACAACAAUAAUCACAUGACUAUUAUACCAAUCAGACUCAAGCAAAAAAGUAUUUGAACCUUUUGGCAUUUCCCACAUUUCUGCAUAAAAUCACCAUCAAAUGUGAUCUGGUCUUUGUCAAAAUCGCACGGAUGAAAAAACAGUGUCUGCUUCAACUAAAACCACCCCAACAUUUAUAGGUUUUCAUAUUUUAAUGAGGAUAAUAUGCAAAAAUGGACAGAAGUGGAAAAAAAUAAGUGAACCAUCACAUUUAAUAUGUCGUGGCCCGCCCUUUGGUAGCAAUAAUCAGAUGCUUCCUGUAGCUGCAGUCCUCCCAUGAAGACCAUUCUUGGCCAUAGUUUUACAUAUGGUUGAUGUGUGCAUAGAGAUAUUAGACUGUGCCAGUCUGUAAGUCUUUACCAUACACUCUACGGUUCUUUUUUACCUCUUAGUAUUCUGCACUGAACUCUUGGUGUCAUCUUUGGUGGACAGCCCCUCCUUGGGAGUGAAGCAACAGUGCCAAACUCUUCCCAUUUGUAGACAACUUCUCUGACUCUCGAUUGAUGAACAUCCAGACGUUUAAAUAUGGUUUUGUAUCUUCUUCCAGCUUUAUACAAAUCAACAAUCCUUGAUUGCAGGUCUUUAGACAGCUCUUUUAACCGAGUCAUGAUGCACAUCAGACAAUGCUUCUAAUCAAGACAAUACUUACCAGGUGUGUGUUUUAUAGUGGGCAGGGCAGCUUUUAUACCACUCAUCAGUGAUUGGGCACACACACCUGACUUAAAUUGUUUGGUAAAAAUUGGUUUUAAUUGCUCUUUAAGUCUCCUUAGGCCAGGGGUCUCCAAACUGUUCCUCAAGGGCCGCUGUGGGUCCUAUUUUUUUUCAUACAGAUCGACCAUAGACAGUUUAACCAAUGAGGUUUUUGCUAAAACAAGUAGCACCUGAAUGCAAUCAACUGAUUACAAUUGUAAAACAAAGGUGGUGCAAAGGUGUCGUCUUGUUUUGUUGGAACAAAAUCCUGCACCCACUGCGGCCCUGUGUGGAAUAGUUGAAAACCAUUGCCUUGGGCAGAGGGUUCACUUCCUUACCCCCCCCCCCCUU
Messenger RNA from Corythoichthys intestinalis (scribbled pipefish), 5741 nucleotides. RefSeq names its product solute carrier family 35 member F1 (gene slc35f1). Lineage: Eukaryota; Metazoa; Chordata; Actinopteri; Syngnathiformes; Syngnathidae. The record is from RefSeq and is a predicted model, not a curated record. The coding region runs from base 1578 to 2738 and encodes 386 amino acids. Gene Ontology annotation, molecular function: aspartic-type endopeptidase activity; zinc ion binding; transmembrane transporter activity. Gene Ontology annotation, biological process: transmembrane transport; proteolysis. The transcript is spliced from 9 exons. Gene Ontology annotation, cellular component: membrane.